UUUUAAUUUGGCGCGUUAUUACAUGUGCACGUGUUUCCGUUAACUAACUUGCCAAAAGUGCGCGAUUUAUAUCUAUAAAAAAAUAAAUGCAUAUGUAUUUAAAAUUUAGUCUUGUGAAUAAUUAAAAUUCUUCGUAAAAUUUUACUAUUUAAUAUAAAGUAUUGUGCAUUAAUAAAAAAAAUUAAAAUCAAUUCAUUAAGAAGUAUAAGACAAUUGAAAAUGAAAAUGUAUGAAAAUGAAGUAAGAAUAAAACAUGGUGAAAUCAUUUGCUCAUCAUCAGAAUUAGAUUUAGGUGUUACUUUGAAAGGCGGUCAAAGUUUUAGAUGGUUUUGUCAUAAUAAUGGAUAUCGAGGAAUAUUUGAUGGAUGUGUUUGGACUCUUACACAAAAUGAUACACAUUUAUCCUACAUUGUGCAAGGUCCAUUAAUAGAUUCUAAAAAUUAUGAUGGGAUUUUAUCUGAAUAUUUCAGAUUGAAUGAAUGUUUAACAGAUCUGUGCAAAAGAUGGACUACAAUAGAUCAACAUUUUAAAAAAUCCUUAAAUAAAAUAAAUGGUGUUAGAAUAUUAAAUCAAAAUGUUGUUGAAAAUGUUUUUUCUUUUAUAUGUAGUUCAAAUAAUAACAUUCAAAGAAUAUCAAAAAUGGUAGAAAAAUUAUGUACAUUGUUUGGUGAAAAAAUUUGUUCAAUUGAGGGCAAAAAUUAUUAUAAUUUUCCAUCUAUUGAGGCAUUAGCAAAUAAAAAUGUUGAAAAUAUAUUAAAAAUGGAAAAAUUUGGAUAUCGUGCAAAAUACAUAGCAAAUGCAGCAAAAUGUUUAAUUGAACUUGGUGGAAAAGAAUGGUUAUUAAAUUUACACAAAAAAAAUAAUGUAUCAUAUAUUCAAGCUAGAAAACAAUUAAUUACUCUUCCUGGGAUUGGUCCAAAAGUUGCAGAUUGUAUAUGUUUGAUGUCAUUAGGCCAUUUAGAGUCUAUUCCUGUAGAUACCCAUAUUUUUCAAAUAGCUAAAACAAAUUAUUUACCUCAUUUAAAACAAUAUAAAACUGUUACUCCAAAAAUUCAUGAGGAAGUUAGUAAUUAUUUACGUGAAUUAUGGGGUCCUUUAGCUGGUUGGGCUCAAGCUCUUGUUUUUUGUGCAAAAAUUAAUGACAUUGUUACUACUACCACAUCAAAUUAUAAAUAUAAAAAUAGUACAAAUAAUAAAUCAUUUCAUCAUUCGAAUUUAAAAAAUUUUAAAAAAUAAUAUAUAUUUAUACAACAACAGAUUUUUAUUUAAAUUAAUAUUUUUUACUUAAUAAUCUUUCUUAAUUUUUAUAUUAUAUAUUUAGAAAAAUGUACAAAAUCAUGUAAAAACUUUAAUUCUAAUUUUCCUUUCAUUCAAAUAUUUACAAUACUAUUGUCUAAUAAUUAUAAGAUUU
This is a messenger RNA of Apis mellifera (honey bee), 1411 nucleotides long. It is a transcript of the gene Ogg1, whose product is annotated as N-glycosylase/DNA lyase. Gene Ontology annotation, biological process: base-excision repair, AP site formation; base-excision repair; nucleotide-excision repair. NCBI's taxonomy places the organism in Eukaryota, Metazoa, Arthropoda, Insecta, Hymenoptera, Apidae. Gene Ontology annotation, cellular component: nucleus. The transcript has 3 exons. Bases 220 to 1236 code for a protein of 338 amino acids. Gene Ontology annotation, molecular function: 8-oxo-7,8-dihydroguanine DNA N-glycosylase activity; damaged DNA binding. The record is from RefSeq and is a predicted model, not a curated record.